Messenger RNA from Rhagoletis pomonella (apple maggot), 4779 nucleotides. RefSeq lists its product as uncharacterized. The record is from RefSeq and is a predicted model, not a curated record. NCBI's taxonomy places the organism in Eukaryota, Metazoa, Arthropoda, Insecta, Diptera, Tephritidae. The transcript is spliced from 19 exons. Gene Ontology annotation, cellular component: external side of plasma membrane; signaling receptor complex. Gene Ontology annotation, biological process: nervous system development. Bases 444 to 4670 code for a protein of 1408 amino acids. Gene Ontology annotation, molecular function: signaling receptor activity.
ACUCAUUUCAAAAUGUUAAACUCAGAGUGCUCAACAACAAAAUAAAAUAAAAAUCCAAAAAGCGCUUUAAACGAAGCAUUCAAAAUACAUUAGCGAAUCAGUUUUAGUUGCCUGAGUCAGCGCAUAACAACAAAGAACAGCAGCAUUAGCCUUGAUUGCUUACAAACGAAUUCUUUAGAAAACGCAAAUAGUGCCCCGAGUGGAUUUUCCGCACCUAAAAUACAAAAAAAAAAUACAAAAAAAUAAAAAGCAGCAAACAGUAGUUUUCAGUGCUUCAACUGAACCGUUAUAUCGCCAAGGAUUGCCGCUGUUGCUGCUGCUGACAACUACAGCUCACUCUUCAAAAGAGCGCCAAUAGCAAAAGCAACAGUACCAUUUGCAUACAUACAUACAAAUCCAACAGCUGUGUAACAACAUCAACACAAAAUUGCAGUGUCGGUGAGAUGACGCGUUUCAAAAUAAAAAACCUGAAAAUGCUUACCUGCUGCUGCCUCAGCACCUGGGUUGCCCUUUUCGGCGUAUUGCAUUUGGUACGUUGUAGUGAAUUUCCCGAACGUGAAUGUUGUGAUCUGACGACCACCUCAACAGUUGGGCCGCUGCCAGUGCCGCCGGCAGCAGUGCCAACGGACAAAUCACUAUCGGCCACAGUUGCCGUGCAGACAAUAUCCGUCGGACGAUCGGGUUCUAACAUAAAAGUUGCGUCGGCAAUACUGAACUGUAUUUUAGCGCGACAGCUAUGUUUCGAAGAUCCCUCGUGUUCGGCUAUUUUAGAAAUAAUACCCAGAGUAUGUGGGCCUAUACCAGUUUCAUGCAGUACAGUCACCGUGACAAAAUGUCAAGCCGCCUUAAGGACACUACAAGCCUUUCAAUUCUUUCGUCCAACCUGCCUUUGUAAAGAGCCUGGAAUGGAUCCGGAUUGUAAUCAUUUCCGGGAUUUUCUUUUCGAUCAUCCAUGCGGAUUUGUGCUUAAAAAAGCCGAAAAGGAUCCAUAUCCCAUAGAUGCAUUGCCAACGUGCAAUCACGCACUAUCUGUGUGCCAGCAGGAGCGUAAAUGCCUGAAGCUUUUCGAGGAUUUCAAAGCGCAUUGUAAAGUGAGAGACAAUAAGUGCAAAAUGGAAAACAGAGAUGCGUGUCACGACUCGUGGACAAAUUUACGCCUAUCGCCCAUGUUCGGCUGCAUAUGUCCGAAUAAUCAUAUGAAAAAACGCUGUGAUCGUAUAUUUAAUAUUGUUAAUCACAAUCCAUGUGUGGAUAGAUUAAUAUUCUUCCCGGAUGGUGCCAUACCGAAAUUUAAACAAAAACAAAAGCAACACCAUAACCGCACAACUACAACAUCAUCAUCUUCAUCAGCAUCCUCUGCAGCGAUAGCCGCCAAUGCCACCGGUCAUCAACUUUCGAAUAGUAUUGCCUCGGACGAUGAGGAUGAGGAGGACGAUUACGAUGAUCGCAUUCGCGCUGAAAUCUAUUCAAAUUAUCCACAUUAUCUACACCCACCGUCUUGGGGUCUAAACAAUCCGCUGGUAUUGGCCUCACACUCACCGCACACAUACGACGAUGAAGAUGAAUCAAUGCUGGAAGUGCCGGAGCAAAAGCAACAAUGGCAGCGGCAACAAAUGGCACACAAAACUGCCAAAGAUAUUGGUGGUGCUGUUGCUGCUGGUGGUGUUGAUGGUGAUGAUGUUGUGGUGCUGUUGGACACCGAUAACACUGGUCGUCACUUUGCCGGUCUCGGCGGUAGUGGCGGUGUUGGUGUUGGCAUUAGUUUCGGUUUGUCGUCCGGUGUGUUUGAUGAGUCCAUAACGGAGCAUAGCAAUAGCGGCGGCGGCGGCGGCGGCGGCGGCAAUCACGGCACGCAUCGUUUGCACGAGUAUAUUGAUGGUUUCACUUUUACCGCAUCACCGACUAUCGCAUCCGCACCAGAAUCUGCACUUCCGGCACCACCGACACAUUUGCACCACAACAAAAAGCACCAAAAAACUGCAAUUUCAAGCACAAAUUCGCACAAAAGUAUGCAUCCUAGCGACGAAAUAACCACCGGCAGAGAUAAAUUAUCCCACCGUUCACGCACCUAUAAAGGUGACAGCAUGGAUGAGAGAGUCAGAAUAAUGGGCAUGGACGAGAAAUUGCAUCUGAAAAUGUUCGAAGACAAUCUGGCGCUCAUUGAUACGCCUCUCAUAGCGACAGCGACGAGCACCCACUAUCCGGGCACGGUGACAACCUCGUUGCAUACGCUGCACGGCAUACUCUUGUACCCCUUCAAUGUGAGCGACUUCCAGCAGCGUCACGCCGCCCCAGCUGGCCAUGAGUCCGCCGCCGGCGCUCUAGAUGUCAUCGACACUGGCAACUCGUACGGCUACGAUCAGGCAACUGGACAUAGCAGUCAUGGCCAUAGCCACGGCAGCGCCAGCGGCAAUGUUUACUAUCAAAGUGGUCAGGAUGUCGAAGUGGACCUCUCAACGGAAAUAAUCAAGCAACACUUUCAGAGUACCUGCCACACUGCAUUGGACACAUGUCGGGAGGACGCGUCAUGCUCGUCGUCUCUGCAGCCAAUGUUGAUGCAUUGUGAAAUGCACCGUUGCAAUCGCAAUGCAUGCAUGACCUCACUGCAAGCCUUCUACAAAGGUCCUCACGAGGAUUUGAAUUUGGACAUUGCCUUCUGCCUUUGCAAAAAAACAACGAAUCGUCACGACAUGUGCAUGAUUGCACAGGAAAAACUCCAUCCAACUUGUGCACAAAGGCCAGCCGAUAACAGUAAUCAGCAAGGUUCAAAUGGCAUAUACUACCACCCGCCACCGUCCUGUCACUCGGUGGCAGAGAAUUGUAAAGAGGAUCGUGAGUGCAGGCUUAAAUUGGAGUACUACGAGCAGGCCUGUGCGGUGGACAGCGUGACAAAGAAGUGCGCUGGGCGACCGAGUGGCUGCCGCAUUGCCAUGAUUGGCAUACUAGGCACAAUGUUGCGCACAACCUGCGCCUGUCAGGGCACCGAUCCGCAGCAUCUCUACCAGUGUGUGGGCUGGCGGCGUUUACUCUGGCUCAAUCCGUGUGUUGUCGAAGCUCAAAAGGACUUCCACAUGAAACGUCUCGCCGAAUUGGGUUACCUAACGACAACAACAACCACGACCACAACCACCACUACAACAACAACCCGAGCGCCGCCACCGCCUCCACCGCCGCCAGUGCUGACGACGGUUACCACCACAACUACACAUCGCCAACCGCCCACAUCGCCACGGCAGACAUCACGCAAGCAGGCAACACACAUCUUUCGGGGAUAUCCGCCAAAAGAGAAAUCGGAACCCACAUCAAUGGAGGACAAUUAUAUCGAACAGCCAGAUUCGAUACCCUUGCAUAGUGGAAAUGAUGAAAACGGAAAUACCGGAAAUGGCGAUUAUCACAGCGGGAAGGGGAAAGGCAACGGCAACGGCAAUGGAAAUGGAAAUGGCAGAAGUAAUGGUAAUGGCAACAAUGGCAGCACUACUAGUGCUGCCGCCAAUGCUGCACGCCAUGGCAAAAAUGGCAAAAACAAUAAAAACGGCAAGAAUUCGAAACAUAACAACAACAACAACAAUGGAAACGGUAAUAGUAAUGGCGGCAAUGGCAAUGGUGGCCAUGGUGCUGGCGCUGUUCACAAGAAUGGUGCUCACGACGGCAACGGCCAUGUCGCAACAGCGGAAGCUAAAGACGCUGGCGCAGCAGUUGUGGUAGCUCGUGGUAAUGGAAAUGAUUUUGGCGAUUUCGAUGAACAAACGAUUUCAGGAGAACAAAUCCAAACAACCGAAUAUUUAGAAAAGAGUGUAACAGAACCGCCAGCCACUACGACCACAACAUUGGCGACCACAACAACAACGCAACCGCCAAGAAAUUGCGUUGUUCAGCGUCCACAUCAAUCAGAUCAGUUAAUACGUGAAGGAUCCAGCAAGCGGAUAUACUCCUUGGACGAUGCUGAAUGCAGCGAAUUAUGCAGCUGUGGGGAGUCACUAGCGCUCACCUGCCAUGCUCUCUGCGUGCCUUUUGCACCCUGCCGCACUGCAUUGGCAUUCUACAGUCAUGCAUCGCCCGCAUAUCAGGCAUUCCGUGGACGUUGUCUCUGCUAUUCAGGUCGUUUUAUAUGCAUGAAACCACCGCUGGGCGAAUACACGCUGCCAGGCGGUGUCUUUCUAUUACUUGGCUAUAGCUCUGCUGAUGAAGCCCUCCUGCGUCCACACACAAAUCUCGGCGUACAAGAUGCUGUAAGAGCAUUGCAGCAAUAUGUUACUACACACAUAGACAACCAGACUCAAUGCACUCUAACGCUAUUCAAUAUGACCGAUGAGAAUAUCAUAAUUGCCGCUCGUCUGCCACAUGAUGCUAAACUCAAAGCCAUUGAACUGCUGGGCAAAGAGAAGGACGAGUGCACUUCUAUACUGAAGACCAUUAGCCAUCAUAUCAACACUGAACAUCAUGAAUUGCAAUCCCACCGACUGUUGAGCAUUUUCAAAAUGUCCGAAGUCGAAGUUGUUUGGCCAGAGAGUAGUCAUGCGUCCGCACAGCUGCACAAUGGACCCACAGCGUGCCUGCUGCCACUGGCGUUGCUGGUGUCUAUCAUCAUAACAACGCUGCUACGUGAUGGCCGCAGCUUGCAGUUGGGGAGCGGUGUGUGGCGCGGUGAAGGCUACGUGCCAACAACAUGACCAAUGGCGCAUACGUAAUCACAAGUAAGAGAUGCACUACAUAGCAAGCCAUAAAAAUAUACUACUUAUAAAUUAUAAUAAUAAAAAUUUGUACAUGCAUAAAUCGGAA